Molecule: messenger RNA, 826 nt
Organism: Acanthisitta chloris (rifleman)
Lineage: Eukaryota; Metazoa; Chordata; Aves; Passeriformes; Acanthisittidae
Product: rho GDP-dissociation inhibitor 3-like
Exons: 4
Coding region: 6-491 (161 amino acids)
Biological process (GO): Rho protein signal transduction
Cellular component (GO): cytoplasm; membrane; cytosol
Molecular function (GO): protein binding; Rho GDP-dissociation inhibitor activity
Source: RefSeq, a predicted model, not a curated record
CUGGGAUGGAAGUGCCUGUGGGCUGGGGAUGGUGGGUAAGGUCUGGGCCCUGCUGCUUGUCCCUAGAUGCCAGUGUGCCCAACGUGCAGGUGACGAGGCUCACCCUGAUGUGUGAGCAGGCGCCGGGGCCAAUCACCAUGGACCUGACAGGAGACCUGGAGGGGCUGCGGGGCCAGGCCUUCGUGCUGAAGGAGGGGGUAGACUACAGGGUGAAGGUGUCCUUCAAGGUGAACAGGGAGAUCGUCUGUGGGCUGCGGUGCCUGCACCUCACCUACCGCCGGGGCCGGCCAGUGGAUCGUGAUGUCUUCAUGGUGGGCAGCUACGCGCCGCGGGCCGAGGAGUACGAGGUGGUGACGCCGGCGGAGGAGGCACCGCGGGGAUGGUUGGCACGGGGCUCCUACCGCGUCCGCUCCCUCGUCACCGACGACGACAAGACGGAGCACCUGUCCUGGGAGUGGGGCCUCUGCAUAAAGAAGGCCUGGGAGGACUGAGCCCCCCACUCACACCCCAGUUCCCCCUGCCAGCUCGGGGACGCAGUGCCUGCCAGCCCAGGGGACCCUUUGCGGGCACCGCCGCGCUUGCCCCAGUCGUGUGAAGGGUUGAGGGGGGUCCCUGAGCGAGUGGGCACCCGUGGUCGUGGUCUUCGCAACCAAAGUUAUUUUUAAUUGCUGUUUUUUUUUAAAUAUCGACACCCACCUGGUCCUCACAGCGUCCCCAUCGCUGGGGCCAGGGCUGUGACCCUGCCGUGGUGGUGCUGUGCCUGGUACCCACCCGGUCGCAGGCUGUGCUCUUCCAUCGCCAUUAAACCCUACAGACUGGUCUCUUA